Molecule: messenger RNA, 507 nt
Organism: Symbiodinium necroappetens
Lineage: Eukaryota; Dinophyceae; Suessiales; Symbiodiniaceae
Source: the annotation of a GenBank genome assembly
AUGUUGGAGUGGGAUGGCUACGACAAUGACCCGUUUUGGGUGGGAUUCCCGCUGAGCUACGCGGAGGGGGACCACCGCUUGACCAUCCUCUCCCUAAGUGCAAGUCUUAUUUCGUUCUCCAUCUUUACCUUCCUGGUAUCGACGGCGAUCAAAGACAUCUGCCGCAAGAACCGUAGCAUGACGCUGUCGGGCACUGUCUGUCUUGCCUUCCUGACCAUUGCGGUCAGCUUGGCCCUCCCGUUUCUAGUAGGUGGCCUCUUUGGGGUACUUCUGGUGAAUUGUCCCUGCUACAUUCAAUUGGCGACAGCAUGCAGACGAGGGAUCAGCAAGCCCAUUGCUGCCGCAGAGACAGCGGAUGCAGCGGCUGAAAUUGCUUUGCAGACCUUGCACGAUGCUGUGUCACCCAAAGGAGGUGAAGAUUCCGAAAUGCAAGGCGAAGAGGAGAUCGUCGAGAUCAUCUUGUGGUCGUCAGUCCCCUCUGAAGAGGAGUUGGUGUCCUCUCUUUAA